Molecule: messenger RNA, 964 nt
Organism: Brienomyrus brachyistius
Lineage: Eukaryota; Metazoa; Chordata; Actinopteri; Osteoglossiformes; Mormyridae
Gene: ino80e
Product: INO80 complex subunit E
Exons: 9
Coding region: 155-862 (235 amino acids)
Biological process (GO): chromatin remodeling
Cellular component (GO): nucleus; Ino80 complex
Source: RefSeq, a predicted model, not a curated record
AAGACGGAAGGUGGCGCUAUCUAAAUAUCAGGGAUACAAAAAAACACAGAAGAAAAAGAUUACAACCGUUUUCUUUUGCAGGAAAUGUGUAAUAAUAAAGAUAAACAAAAACACUAGUGAGACCGUUUUCGCCAAUUUAUGGAAUUGUUAGAAAAUGAACGGCCAGGCUGAUAUGGACGUGGAUUACAAGCGAAAAUACAAAAACCUGAAGCGGAAACUGAAAUUUCUCGUUUACGAGCAGGAAUGUUUCCAGGAGGAGUUGAGGAGGGCGCAAAGGAAACUGCUCAAGGUGUCCAGAGAUAAGAGCUUUCUGUUAGAUAGACUGUUGCAGUAUGAGAGAGUCGACGAAGAUUCAUCUGAUUCUGAGGCCACAGCUUCCUCAGAUAACAGUGAGGGGGAAGGACUGAAGGACAGAGAGCGGGAAGGUGUUAAAAAGAGGAGAGGCAGCCCUGGCAUUCCCCCCCUCGCCUCGUCUUCAUCGCCUCAUCUCUCCCUUCUUUCUCGCCCUGGGAUGAAUCCUCUCCAGCCUGCAGCAUCCACACCCUACCUCAGUACUCUGCCCUUCCCCCCAGAGUAUUUGGCCCCCUCCGCUGAACGAGGGAAGAAAGAGAGAAAGGCAAAGACGACCAAACACAAGAAAGACUCUGCGGGGAAGGCUGUGGGCGCUGCAACUUCUAACUACCCCUCUUCUGCGGCUUCCCCGGCCCCCUCUGGCGCCCCCUUCAGCUGGGUGCCCAGGCAGAUGCUGAGUGGAGACGCACCAGAGGACGAGGGGGAGAGUGAGGGAGACAGCGACAGGGCUGAGGAGGAGAGGGGCGAGGGAGAGGAGGCCGAGCUGGUCAUCGACAUUCCCAACGAGUGACGACCCAUAGAGCACAAGAUUGGAUUAUUUUUUAUUUCAUUCCUUUUUAUUGUAAUUGAAUUUAACACCGAAAAGGUCAAAUAAACCCACUAUUUCAAAUCA